Messenger RNA from Salvia splendens (bonfire salvia), 2310 nucleotides. Its product is annotated as beta-galactosidase. The record is from RefSeq and is a predicted model, not a curated record. The transcript has 11 exons. Bases 1 to 1947 code for a protein of 648 amino acids. Gene Ontology annotation, biological process: carbohydrate metabolic process. Gene Ontology annotation, molecular function: ATP hydrolysis activity; ADP binding; carbohydrate binding. NCBI's taxonomy places the organism in Eukaryota, Viridiplantae, Streptophyta, Magnoliopsida, Lamiales, Lamiaceae.
AUGGUUGGUGAAGCUUUUAAUGAAAAUUUGGAAACGAUUUUGAAACAUUUGGAGAGUGGGCAAGUGUCGAGCAUUGGUAUUCAUGGUAUGGGUGGUGUGGGCAAAACGACACUGGCAAAGCACAUUCACAAUCAACUCCUCCAAGACCCUCAGGGACGUGUGAUUUGGGUUACAGUCUCUCCAGAAUUUAGUGUUACGAAGUUACAAGAUAAAAUAGCUCGUUUCAUAGGUCUGGACUUUGGGGGUGAGGAUAAUGAAGACAUAAGGGCAGCGAGACUCCAUACAACUUUGUCUGAGAUGAAGAAUUCAGUGCUGAUAUUAGAUGAUGUGUGGGAAAAUAUUGAUUUUUUAAAGUACGCGAAGCUAAAAUUAUGUAUCGUUUUUUGUGUAGGGUUACUGAGGCAGCCGAAAUGGGGUCAUCUAAGAGAUCUGCACAGGGCAAUUAAACUCUGUGAACCAGCUCUGAUUUCCGGGGAUCCGACUGUCAUGCCACUCGGACACAACCAAGAGGCUCAUGUUUUCAGGUCGAAAAAUGGAGCUUGUGCAGCUUUUCUUGCAAACUACGACCAACAUUCAUAUGCAACUGUCUCCCUCUGGAAUAGGCAUUACAACUUGCCUCCCUGGUCCAUCAGCAUCCUUCCCGACUGCAAGAACACUGUUUACAACACGGCUAGGAUUGGUGCUCAAAGUGCACAAAUGAAGAUGACCCCUAUCAAUAGAGGAUUUAACUGGCAAUCAUAUAUUGAAGAUACGGCAUCAUCGCACGAUGAGCGUUCGUUUACACUGGUUGGAUUGAGGGAGCAGAUCAAUACAACCUGGGAUAAAUCUGAUUAUCUGUGGUAUACUACAGAUGUGAGGGUCGAUUCUCAUGAAGGGUUUCUGAAAGGCGGCAAGUGGCCUGUUCUUACUGUCAAUUCUGCUGGCCAUGCCUUGCAUGUAUUCAUCAAUGGUCAAUUAUCAGGAACUACCUAUGGAAGUCAAGAUAGGCCUAAGUUAACUUUCAGUAAAGGUAUGAAUCUAAGAGCAGGUGUUAACAAAAUCUCUCAGCUGAGCAUUGCGGUUGGGCUCCCGAACGUGGGGCCUCAUUUCGAGACGUGGAAUGCUGGCGUCCUAGGCCCUGUUUCACUCAGUGGCCUUAACGGAGGGAGAAGAGACUUGACAUGGCAGAAAUGGACUUACAAGGUUGGUCUGAAGGGGGAAUCUCUAAGUCUUAAUUCUCUCAGUGGAAUCUCGAACGUUGAGUGGGUUGAAGGAUCCUAUGUUGCACAAAGGCAGCCAUUAACAUGGUACAAGACUACUUUCAAUGCUCCGGGAGGAAACGAGCCGUUGGCUUUAGAUUUGAACACGAUGAGUAAAGGUCAGAUAUGGAUCAAUGGUGAGAGCAUCGGGCGCUACUGGAAUCAGUACAAAGCAUCCGGCAGCUGUGGUGAAUGCAACUAUGCCGGUUGGUUCAAUGAAAAGAAAUGCCUAAGAAACUGCGGCGAAGCUUCUCAAAGAUGGUACCAUGUUCCUCGCUCGUGGCUCCGUCCAACUGGCAAUCUUCUCGUUGUCUUUGAGGAAUGGGGAGGUAAUCCAAGCGGCAUCACUCUAACGAAACGAGAAGUAGCAAGCGUAUGCUCGGACAUAUACGAGUGGCAGCCAACCCUAGUGAACUAUCAGCUACAAGCAUCAGGAAAAGUGGACAAACCAUUGAGGCCCAAAGCUCACCUCUCUUGUGAUGCAGGGCAGAAGAUCUCAUCCAUCAAAUUUGCUAGCUUCGGAACGCCUCAGGGCUCUUGUGGUAACUUUCGACAAGGAAGCUGCCACGCGUUCCAUUCCUACGACGUUUUUGAGAAGUACUGCAUCGGCCAAACUUCUUGCACGGUGCCCGUGACACCCCAGAUCUUUGGAGGUGACCCAUGUCCAAGUGUGAUGAAAAAGCUCUCCGUGGAGGUCGUCUGCAGUUGAGUGAUUAUGAGACGCGCUAGCUGCCGUGGUGCAGGUGUUCGUCGUGCUUUAGAUGUGAUUGUUUUUUCUUGGGGGCUUUGGUGAGUGAAGUUGUGCAUACAUACAACACACUGUCAAGUCCAGAGCCUCUGAAGAUUUUCUAGGUAAUCAUUUGUAUGUAUAUAGCUAUACUUUGAUUUUUCUGCAAAUGUAAUCACGGAGAUGGGAUGGAGUGUGCGUCGAGACGACAAAGUGAGUCCGCGCAUACGUUCAUCUCUUCGUGCUUCGACCAAGAUGCAAGCUACCUUUGCUUUGCAAGAUUUGGAGAUUUGUAUGUUUGAAUGUGAAUGGAGCAAUUAUUCAUUGCUUCACUUCUCUAUAAAA